GCUCAGGCCGCCCGCUCCCGCCGCGACUCCGGCCCACCUGGUGGCCCCGGCCCUGGCCGCCGCCCCCGCGGCAGUUCCCUGAGCUCGUCCCGGACGCGCGCCCGGGCAGCGGGGGCUCGGCGGCCACCGCUGCCUCGGGGGAGCGAGGGCGGGAGGGUGUGUGUGCGCGCUGUGAGCAGGGGGUGCCGGCGGGGCUGCAGCGGAGGCACUUUGGAAGAAUGACUCUGGAGUCCAUCAUGGCGUGCUGCCUGAGCGAGGAGGCCAAGGAAGCCCGGCGGAUCAACGACGAGAUCGAGCGGCAGCUCCGCAGGGACAAGCGGGACGCCCGCCGGGAGCUCAAGCUGCUGCUCCUCGGGACAGGAGAGAGUGGAAAGAGUACGUUUAUCAAGCAGAUGAGAAUCAUCCACGGGUCGGGAUACUCUGAUGAAGACAAAAGGGGCUUCACCAAGCUGGUAUAUCAGAACAUCUUCACGGCCAUGCAGGCCAUGAUCAGAGCCAUGGACACACUCAAGAUCCCCUACAAGUAUGAGCACAAUAAGGCUCAUGCACAAUUAGUUCGAGAAGUUGACGUGGAGAAGGUGUCUGCUUUUGAGAAUCCAUAUGUAGAUGCAAUAAAGAGUUUAUGGAAUGAUCCUGGAAUCCAGGAAUGCUACGAUAGACGACGAGAGUAUCAGUUAUCUGACUCCACCAAAUACUAUCUUAAUGACUUGGACCGCGUAGCUGACCCUGCCUACCUGCCUACGCAACAAGAUGUGCUUAGAGUUCGAGUCCCCACCACAGGGAUCAUCGAAUAUCCCUUUGACUUACAGAGUGUCAUUUUCAGAAUGGUCGAUGUAGGGGGCCAGAGGUCAGAGAGAAGAAAAUGGAUACACUGCUUUGAAAAUGUCACCUCUAUCAUGUUUCUAGUAGCGCUUAGUGAAUAUGACCAAGUUCUCGUGGAGUCAGACAAUGAGAACCGAAUGGAGGAAAGCAAAGCACUCUUUAGAACAAUUAUCACCUAUCCCUGGUUCCAGAACUCCUCGGUUAUUCUGUUCUUAAACAAGAAAGAUCUUCUAGAGGAGAAAAUCAUGUAUUCCCAUCUAGUCGACUACUUCCCAGAAUAUGAUGGACCCCAGAGAGAUGCCCAGGCAGCUCGAGAAUUCAUCCUGAAGAUGUUCGUGGACCUGAACCCAGACAGUGACAAAAUUAUCUACUCCCACUUCACAUGCGCCACAGACACCGAGAAUAUCCGCUUUGUCUUUGCUGCCGUCAAGGACACCAUCCUCCAGUUGAAUCUGAAGGAGUACAAUCUGGUCUAAUUGUGCCUCCUAGAUACCUGCCCUUCCCUUCCCUGGUGGGCUAUUGAAGAGAUACAAGAGGGACUGUAUUUCUGUGGAAAACAAUUUGCAUAAUACUAAUUUAUUGCCGUCCUGGACUCUGUGUGAGCGUGUCCACAGAGUUUGUAGUAAAUAUUAUGAUUUUAUUUAAACUAUUCAGAGGAAAAACAGAGGAUGCUAAAGUACAGUCCCAGCACAUUUCCUCUCUAUCUUUUUUUUUUAGGCAAAACCUUGUGACUCAAUGUAUUUUAAAUUCUCAGUCAUGCACUCACAAAGAUAAGAAUUGUUUCUCUCUCUCUUUCUCUCCCCUUCUGACCCCUUCUUUCUGUCUCUCCUUUUCUAUAAAGCAAAACAAAACUGAUUUCCCUUUUUCCUAAUCCACACCUCCCUCCUAAUUUUUCCCAGGUUGUAACGGCCUUUAUCUUAGUUCCAUUCUUGGUCAAGUUUUUCUCAAAUGAUACAGUCAGGACAAAGUCAUUCGAUUUAAGCCAUCAGACAUCAGCUUAAUUUAACAGUUUGUAGUUGUUGCUGAAGGACUGUAUGUAUUAAUACUAUGGUUUUAAAUGUAUUGCUCUGGAUACACAUAUAGUUUCUUUUUUAAUAGAUACAUUGUCUUGUCUCACUUUGGACUGGGACAGUGGUGCCCACCAUAUGGUUAAGUGUCAUUUCCUUUGGAUGUUACCUUCAGCCAUAGUUUGAUCCUAACGCACAGAAGUCAGCAAGGCAAGGGCAGUGACACACAGGAGUUCUUUCUUAUGAAAUGCCACGUGCCAUUGUCUUUCCUCCCUUCUUUGCUUCUUUUUCUCUUUUCACUCUCUCUUUAAAUUGCAGAUGCCAAAAAAUACGCCAACAGACACUACAUUAUCCCAAUGGCUGCUACCCAGAACCUUUUGUAGAUUGUUCUUAAAUUUUGUUUUGUUUUGUUUUGGGUUCAAAUGUUUUCUUCUUCUUCUUCUUCUUCUUUUUUUUUUCUUAGUGUUUGGGCCACAAUUUUUAAAAACAACUUUUAUUAUGGGUAUGUGUUGCCAAAGCUGGCUUUUUGUAAAAUGAAAUUAAUAAGAAGAACUUAAAAAAUAAAAGCUGGUAUUUUAAAAUGUAAGAGAAUAAGACUGUGAAGCCUAACAUGACUGGCUGAGAAUGAACCAGAAUGACCAAUUGCCAAAUAGCCGGUAACUGUAAAUUUGAAUCUUAAGGUCGGUUCUUUUUCCUUUGUCCUUAAGAUCACACUGUUUAGUGUUCAUGACCCUUGGUGAGUGUCCAAACUGGCAGUGUAGACAAGUAUCCUGUGUGGUUUGACAUGAAGUCUACAUACGUCUCUUUAUUUGAAGCCAGUUUUACUCUCUUUUAUGUUAAGUCCGAGUAAGUCUGCCAGGAACGUUGGUUGGCAGUAGUAUUCUGCCUCCUUUAAUUUAUAAAAUCUGAAGUUACACUGCUGGUUCACCACCUUCAGGAUCUUCUUGAACUGGUGACUAGUUAGAUUGAACUUAAAGACUAUUUGUGGACUUAACUCAAAAGUAACCUCUCAGUGUUCUAGAGAAUAUGUAUUUAUGUAACUGAACCUAGCAGGAGAGAAGUUUGGAAUUGUGUACGUGCAAUUUUUUUCAGCAAAAAAUACAGUACAUGUAUUGACGAGUUUCUGUCAAGCAGUUUGAGUUGAAAUGUGCUUUGAGAAAAUAAGCUGCUGGGAAGUUAGAAUUAGGCCAUGAUACUGGUCUCGUUGGAACCAUCGUGAUGGUGUUUGGCACUAAACUUCCAUGUACGUCACUCAUUCGGAACAACAAAGGGGAGGGAGAAAAUUAACAACCUGUUAGACGAAUACCAAAGUUACUAAACAAUAAUGAAAGAUUCUCAUUCUUUACUCUCCCAGCCUCAGACAACACAGGUUACUCUUUUUAUCAUUGCUCAGAAAGCACCUGUAAUUUAAUUAACAGACUGCCUGUAGGUGUAGUGCAAUUACAAAUGCUCUAAUCAUUGUACAUACAUCUCUCUUGAUAUUGCAGCAUCCAUACUGGCUUUGUAAUCAUUAAUUUUUUGGCAGAUUGAAUGUGCUGUAUUGAUAUGUAUCUAUGUAAUUGUAUUGUAUGUCUUAUAGCUAAUUCACAUUUUGAAUGUUAUUUUAUUUACUUUUUUAAGAGAGGAGAAUGUAAAUUUGUCAGUUUAUUUCUGACUAGGGAUUAUUUUUUUUUCCAUUUAGAAAAGAAGAAAAAAAAACCUUACUAUCGUACAGAGCGGUACUAGCAUCGUGCUGUAUAAAAUCAUUUGCACAUUCCUGACUAGAGGUAUACUGAUUAUAAGACCCAAAGGUAAUUUCAUAGCAAAAUACAUAAAAUCAGUUGGAGCUUUUAUACAAACAUGGAAACCAACUUUGUAGAACUUUUGCCAUUUGAUCUAGGAUUGGAAUAUGAGCUUUUAUACGAUUCAUAUUCUUAUUUGGCAAAUGCACAGUUUAGUAUUACCUCUCUGAUGGCCUUUACUAGAAAGGCAGUUUUAGAAGCUAUUGUGAUCCACUAAGGAAAUGUUUUAACAGCUAGAGACCACUGCUUGCCUGAAAAGGCAAUCUUAAAUUUGGUGCAGCAAAAAAAACAAAAAACAAACAAACAAAAAAAACGACAAAAAAAACAAAACAAAAAAAAAAGUAAACGACAACGUUUGAAGGCCUACAGUGUGUAUAGAGUAAACCUCAUCACCAGAUCAUAAGUGUUACAGUUUUAGGGAAUCAAGAUAUUCUAUUUAAUAGAGCUAUAGUAGAUGUAGUCAAUUAAACCUGAUCUCAGUGCUCAGAGAAGCUGAGCAAAACAGGGAAAAGAUUGUUAUAUUUGUCUUUAUGAAAUUGGGAUGGAAUUUGCUAUGCAGAACUGAGGUUUGUGGCUUCACUGUUUAAUCCUAGGGUGCAUGACAAGAUCCCUUCUCUUCAGAAAGGAAAAAAUUGAUCACCCUAGCUACAGUGAUACAUAGAAACCUAAUUGUAUCCACACUAGUCAAUCAAAGCUAAAGGAUUUUCUUUCUCAUUUCUUUGUUUGGGGUUUUAUUGAAGGGGCUAAGGGUGGGCAGGGAUUCUUUUCAGUUUUGUAUAAAAACAAAGUUUAGUCAUGCUUUCUAUUAUAUCGUGAUUGCAAGCGUUCCAAGCGUGUGCCGCUGGACUCCUACUGUUGAUGCUCUAGGUCAUGGAGGCCUGUGGCGAGUUUUAUGGUGACUUGGGCAUGUCUUAUUCAAAAGCAAAACAAAACACAGAAACCUUUCUUCAGCAUACCAAGGCAAGCAGCCAUUUCAUGACUCACUUAACACAUUGCAGUGUACCAGUUUACAGAUGAUUUUUCCCUUUUUUUGCGUGACACGGCAGUUCCAACCCCCAGAGAAUUCCUUAUUUGUAAAUUGGAGGUUUCUACUAUGCCUUACAGAGCUUAAAUUCAGAAGUUUGUGCCUCAUAUCUGAAACAAAGGGAAAUAACACACCCAUUGAAAAGUAAAUAAAUCCCUUAGAAGUUUUUUUUUUUUUCUUUUUUAACAUUUCCAUAUAAAGAGCUCUGUUGAAUGUCAUGAAGAGACUGGAAAAAAGAAUCUUAGGAACCUGCAUAUGUUGUUUACUAGUAGAUGACAUCUACACAAGGAAUUUGAAUUGAACACCUGAAACUUGUGUUAUUAUUUUUUUUUUUUGGUAGAUUAACUAGAAGGCAUAAUAUUUUAAAAAGGUAAUUCAGCUAAAGGGCAAUUUACUUUUUGUAUUUCAGACUAUCUUGAUUGUCAAAGUGUGUGAACUGUAAUUUUAAAAUUUAUACUGCCACAUGAUUGUAAAUUUUAGUUGUCUUAAGUUAGGAAUUGGUGAAAAGCUAUUUAUGCUGGAUUUGGGUCAAAAUGACUUUAUUAUUUGCAAAAAAUAAAAAAAAAAUAAUGGGAAGAAAGGGCUGCAUAAUAAGAUACUGCAAGACUCAGAUAUUGGUUGGAAAUUACCCUCAAAUUACCUUCUGAUUACCCUCGAUUUCCCUUUGUUUUCAGUUUCUCAAAAAGAAUGAAUGAAAUGAAAUAUAGCAGAAUGUUAACCCAUAUAAAAAUAAAGUGUACCCAACUAUUGUAAUGUAUAUUGCUGCUCUUCUUAAAAUUAAAUAAGGGUUUAAAACCACUUAAUUGGUAAUCAACAAUAUCUCAAUUGACACAAAUAAGGUGUGCUUGGUAUACAUUAAUAUUUUCUUCCAAAGAUACAUCUUUGGUUAGAAACACAAAACAAAAACUAGUAGUAUUGUAUGUUAAUCUUUCUCUACAUAUUUCCAGCGUAUGUGGCAUUAAUAGAUCUGUCCUGGUAACUGUGUCUUUGGGGUUUCAUUUUCGUUCCAUCAAUUAGGAAAAGAAAUGGCUUAGUUGUAUAUGAUUAGCUAGAAAUUUAUGGAGCCAGACACCUGCUGUUUAGUAGAUAACUUAGUGCAGAGUCUAAACUUGUCAUUUGUUUUUCUCAGAGAAUAACAAACCAUUUCCUGCUGUCUUCCCCACCACCACUGCCCUUUCAAUAACACUCUUGCCUCUAGAAUCAUACAUUGAAAAAGUAUGCAUAUACACCCAGCACAUAGUAGGUGCUCAAAUAUUAAUUUUUCUCCUCAUCUUUCUUAUCUACCAUGUACCAUCCAUUUCUCCAGUGAUUCCAACCCAGUAGUAAAUGACAUUUACAUGUUAAUGAAAAUACCUAUUGGGUAAAACUGGAUCUUGCUUGGAUAAAGGAAUUCUGACUUUUAUAUAAGCAUUUGGUAGACAGAAAAGAAAACAGAGAGGAAGGCUUUCUUCCAUAGAAUAUUUUUACAUUUAGGAAAGAAAGGUAGAAAAUGACCAUGUAACUUUGUCCAGGUUGCUUUGACUGAAACUUGUUUUUGGUGAAUUUCUUUUCCUCAAAAAAUGCAACUUCUUGCUGGACUCCUCACCCAUCAUCACAUUGGAAAACCUUACUAGACCUAUGUAUUUAGGGAGUUUUGUCAGAAAAACAUUUUUAACUCGCAGUAUUUAAAAAAAAAUCAUAUUUACUGUUCUUAAAAUGUCAUUUGAAUGCAUGUAUUGUCUAUUGUUUGGGGAUGGGAACUAGUUUUGCAAAAGAAAAAACACCUAAUGUUGUAUAAUAAUGCCCCAAUGAACUUGCUGGUUAAAAAUACAGUAUUUUUGGCCAUAA
Messenger RNA from Otolemur garnettii (small-eared galago), 6461 nucleotides. It is a transcript of the gene GNAQ, whose product is annotated as G protein subunit alpha q. Bases 219 to 1298 code for a protein of 359 amino acids. Gene Ontology annotation, biological process: adenylate cyclase-modulating G protein-coupled receptor signaling pathway; phospholipase C-activating dopamine receptor signaling pathway; action potential. The record is from RefSeq and is a predicted model, not a curated record. Lineage: Eukaryota; Metazoa; Chordata; Mammalia; Primates; Galagidae. Gene Ontology annotation, molecular function: G protein-coupled receptor binding; guanyl nucleotide binding; GTPase activity. Gene Ontology annotation, cellular component: heterotrimeric G-protein complex. The transcript has 7 exons.